UUACCGGUUUCAAGCUCAAAUUACGAGCUUCCAGUGGCUGUGUAAGACAGUUGUUUUUCUAAGUUAGAGGCAAUUACAGCUAUAUUUUGCUGUUACAUAACUGGACCCUGAUAAAUGUUUUUGCUCUCUAUGCGAAAACGUUUGUUCUUAGCAAAUUCUCUGAGAGAACGCAACUGGCUUCCAGACAGAUCGAGAAGAAACGGUGGCCACAAUGCAGGUCUGCAAGCUGCUGACACAGGCUCAUCUGAUGCAGUCAGUGAGCUUAGUCUCUGGUCUCUUGUGUCGCCGUUGCCUGCUCAUACGUGUUGACCCUCUUUCAACAUCGAGUUUAUACAGAGUGCGCAAGAAGAACAGCCAGUACAGCACUGUGGAUACAGAGCGUUACUCGUCACUUGUGAAAGCCGUGAUAUCAUCACGAACAAGUCCUCAAACUCCAGAAAGUCUUCAGGAUGAAGACGGUCGAAUUUUUGGACCUAUUGUGAAAUCCAAAUCGUUCUCCAAAGAUGUCUCCAGACAACCUAAAAAAAUGUUUCCACUGCUAAACGAUGCAAAAACGGUCAAUCAGCAAGAGUAUGAUCAGAGAUCCUUGACUCGCAUAGCUUUAAAAAGGGGCCCAGAGAAAUCCACCAUCCCCAGUGUGACCCAUAUACUACAGCGGACAAUGUCCGCUGAACAAAUCUUCUACCUAGAGCGAUGGAGGAAAAGGAUGAUAGCAGAACUUGGCGAGGAAGGCUUCAAAGAAUAUACCUCAAAUAUUUUCAGACAGGGAAAACGUUUCCAUAUAUCCAUUGAGAAGCUUUUCACAUCAGAAGAUUCCUCAUGGGAAGAUACAGAGACAUCUGAUGAACUGUCAGGAUAUAUGGAGAGCAUCAGUCAUGUGCUGGAUGAUGUCACAGAAGUGAGAGCCCUGGAGAGUGCAGUGCAUCACCAGUCCUUGCAGUACCAUGGUGUUGUGGAUUGUGUUGCUUUGUACAGGGGCAAAGCAUGUGUUAUUGACUGGAAGACAUCGGAGAAGCCCAAACCUUUCCUUCACAACACCUAUGAUAAUCCCUUACAAGUGGCAGCCUACAUUGGGGCUUUAAACAGUGACAACAACUACAGUUACCAGGUGCAGAAUGGCCUGAUCGUGGUUGCGUAUAAAGAUGGUUCACCAGCCCAUCCACACUUCUUGAAUUCAGACCAGGUGCUGCAGUUCUGGGAGAAAUGGCUUCUCAGAUUGGAGGAAUAUGUGGAAAAGUCCAAAAAUAUGACCACAUAAGGAUACUUAACCUCAGUAGUUUUCAUUUGUUACUUUGUGCAAAAUCAAGAACAUGGCCCGUGAUUAAUGCAUGACAGAAAAAGAAAGAAAGAAACCUUAAAAAUCGCUGGUGGUGUUUCUGGUUCUGCACAACUUGGUUUUGUUUUAUUUGCUUCAGUGAAUCAGGUACAUAUUAGGAUGCCUUGGACAUGCCUGCACACACUGUGUAGUCAAA
Molecule: messenger RNA, 1472 nt
Organism: Chanos chanos (milkfish)
Lineage: Eukaryota; Metazoa; Chordata; Actinopteri; Gonorynchiformes; Chanidae
Gene: mgme1
Product: mitochondrial genome maintenance exonuclease 1
Exons: 4
Coding region: 212-1258 (348 amino acids)
Biological process (GO): mitochondrial DNA replication
Cellular component (GO): mitochondrion
Molecular function (GO): single-stranded DNA exodeoxyribonuclease activity
Source: RefSeq, a predicted model, not a curated record